AUGGAGAAGACUGAUGCUGGUUUUUCUGAGAAACAAGUCAAGGAGUCUAAAUCUACGAAGAUUCCGAAGAAAUUACCAGUUAUAGAAGCAGAGCCAAAAAUACCUGAAGUUUCAGUUGCUGAUAAACCAUCAACUAAAAAAGAAAUCAUUCCUUCGAAGACUGGACUUCUAAUUCGUGAGAUUCCUGCACCUGCUUCACCUUCUUCAAAGAAACGAAGGGCUACUGAUAUGGCUAAACACAUUUCCAAGAAGAAGAAGAAGAAGAAGAAGAAGAAAACCAAAAUGAUCAUCUCUUCUGAGUCUACAACUAAUGAAGAUGAAAUCAUUCCAGAAACUCCAGAAGCCGAUCUUAACAAAUAA
Molecule: messenger RNA, 360 nt
Organism: Lactuca saligna
Lineage: Eukaryota; Viridiplantae; Streptophyta; Magnoliopsida; Asterales; Asteraceae
Source: the annotation of a GenBank genome assembly